CGCUUCACAUCUCAUUGUCGCCAUUUUUAGGUGGAAAUUUUUGAUAGGAGUUAUAACUAAAUUUAUUUUUGGAGUAAUUUACCGGUAUAUAACCGUUUGAGUGAGAUGUCUACCAAGGGUAUUGGUAAUUAUUUUCAGAAAGAAACAAAUAUGGUUUACUCAAAGAAUUUAUUUGCUGAAAUAAGUAAACAGUUUGGUAUACUCCCUGGGUCAGAAGGAUUGAACAAUAUCUCUGAAGUUGUUGACGAAACCACACAAACACCGGGAAGUAGUUCUCCACUGGAACAAGUUCGACGAGAUGCCGAAAUAAUUGCACAUGAUCUACUUAUGAACUUUAUUGUUGAUGAAUCUAAAAAAGCAACCAACAGAUACUGCAAAACCAUGAGAAGAACAGUAAAAGAAUUAUCUGAACGACAUGACCUGUCGUUCAAAGGAAUGGUAAACAAACUCAAGGUCGAAGAAACCAGUCCUUUCCAGACUUUUGUCAGUGUAGCAGACGAAAUAUUUGAUGAUGGACAAAUUAAUUGGGGUAGAAUUGUGGCAGUUUACGCUUUUGCAGCGCGCCUUUCUAAAUAUUGCAGAGAAAAAGAUUUAAAUGAAUUUCCAGCUAAAGUUUCCUUAUUUGUCGGAAAAUAUGUGGGAAGCAAGUUAGGGAAGUGGAUUUUAGACAAUGGUGGAUGGGAUGCUUUUGCUGAAUAUUUCCCAGAUCAAGGUGAAGUAGAAGAAAAAAUGUGGAAAGGACUAUUUUUUACGGCUGUUGGACUUGGAGCCUUAGCUACAGUUGUUGCAACACGAUAGAAAAUUGAACACUGUGAUCAAUGAAUUAAAAACUGUUCUAUACCGGUUAGAGAUCUGACGAAAUUCAAUAUGUGACUGAUAGAUAAGUGUGAAAAGACCUGAAGCAAAGAAAGAUACUAAUAUACUUCCUGGUAGAAAUCAACAGACCAAAUCAGAAUAUUAAAAUGUGAAAUUCCCUUUCUAUUUUUAUGACUAGCACCGGUAGUAGGCAUUAGGAGAAUAUAAAAUAGGACAUAUUCUUCUAUGCGUCAACAACUGUUACUUUUUCAGUUUCGAUUAUGGUUUUCAUUAAAAUAAUAGAAGAAUACAUAUAACUAAAUAAUUCUGGUUUAUCUGUUAUGAGUACAAUUGUUUGUAAUACUAAUUCUAGGAGAUAAUUAUACGCUUAUUUCUUUUGUUAUUUAGCACUUUUUAACACCAGAUACAAUGUAUAUGUAUGGUCUUUUAUUUUCAGUUUCACAAUAAUUUUCGUGGUAUGAGGUUGAAUGAGUGUAUGUUCGGAAUGGUUGAAAAAUGAAAGUAUAGUGUUAUUUUUUAAAUAUAUAUUUUUUUUUAUCCAUUUUAAAUUACCAAAUUUGAAUGUUGUCAAGACUGGUUUCAUUUCGAGAAGUGUUGAGAAUUAUUAUAAAUCAACACAUCAUUAUUUAUUUACUACAUAUGUACACUAUGCUCUGAUACACAUUCAUUAUAUUUAAUACGUUAUGUACGAAUGUGUGGUCAGUCAUAUAUGAUGUUGUACGUCGGUAUGUAGAAUUGUCAAUAGAACGCUUUGUUUCAAUGUGUUUGUUGUUCAAACUAGACAGAUGAUAUUGUAUUAAAUGGAUUCAGGGUUGAAUUUUCCCAAAUCCAUCUAUAUAUGACGUAAAACCAUGUAUGUGUGUCUUCUAAUUAGUUGACCCGUAAAUGGCUUAUAUUUUUUAAAACUUGAACAUUUCUUUGACAAUGUACAUGUAGCUGUUUGUUAAAGUGAUAUUUGUUGGUUGUUUCUAUAGGAAGUAAUAAGGUAAUAUCUGUUAUUAAAUGUCGGUUUAUAAUUAAGUAGUUAAUGGAUUGUAAAGCCGAUGUAAGGAGAACUAUGUGUUGGAAUAGUGAUUGAUUGUGCCAAUUAAUUUAAUAUGUACUGCUUUUGAUAUUAUGAUGGUUUUGUGAAAUCUGUGAGAUGUUUGUUGGAUGUUAAUGUUUGCUGGUUAAUGUGAACACAUGUUAAUCUGAAAAUGAGGGCAAAGCAAACUGUGAGUUGGUUUCAAAAGUUGAUCAUAUCUGAUUUUCUCCUAUAAUAUAUGUAUAUGUAUGUAAUAAUAAUCAUCUGUACAAUUUUCUUUUCAUUUAUAAUACUGUUGUAAAUAUCCUAUUUGAAUAACAUCAUAUAAGUAGAUUUAUAUAAAGUAUGGCUAUGAUUUAUAGAAGACCCUUAAUCACAAAGACUUGAAACUUUGCUACAUAUAUAUGAAUUUAGUUAUAUAACUUAUACUUAUUAAUUGUAGUACAUUGAUUAUAACUACAGAUUCAGAUUCCACUUUCUGUGUACUUCAUAAUCAAAGUGAUAUAAUUAUUUGUAUAUUGAUUAAUUAUUAUAUAUGUAUAACCUAUGUGUACCAUGAGUACGAAUAAACUAUUAUUAUUAUUAUUAUUAUACUUAUCUAAAGUAUACAUAAAAUAGUUUAAUAACCACUGAUUACACCCAUCUUAUCAAAUAAAAACAGCUAUGGCUUCAAAUUAAGUAGAACACAAUGGAUAGUUAGGAAGGCUUCGUAUUAAAUUGAUUAAUGAAGAGGCUUGACUGUCUUCGAAUAAUAAUUCUGAUCAGUUAUCUAGGAAGUUAAAUAGUGUUGUGUAUGUUAAUAAGAUUUGUGGUAUAUGUUGCGUGGAUAAGUUCAGUCAUGAGUCUUUAGUUUUAAUUAACAUCUUCCUGUUACUAGAAUAUAUUUGCUCUUUUUUCUCUAUGGAGAAAUUUGAUGUGUAUUGAUAGGACAAGAGUCUUAUUCUUGAUGUGAAUAGUUUUAAUUGUUGAUCCCUCAGCUCUACAACCCAUUAAACCAGGUCUGUUCAAGUAAACAUUGGAGAGUGCUAGGGGUCUGUGCAAUAAUAAAGUGUAAAUAUGAUCAAAA
Patella vulgata (common limpet) is the source of this 2906-nucleotide messenger RNA. RefSeq names its product bcl-2-like protein 2. Gene Ontology annotation, molecular function: protein heterodimerization activity; protein homodimerization activity. Gene Ontology annotation, biological process: intrinsic apoptotic signaling pathway in response to DNA damage; regulation of apoptotic process; extrinsic apoptotic signaling pathway in absence of ligand. Lineage: Eukaryota; Metazoa; Mollusca; Gastropoda; Patellidae. The record is from RefSeq and is a predicted model, not a curated record. Gene Ontology annotation, cellular component: mitochondrial outer membrane. The transcript is spliced from 2 exons. The coding region runs from base 106 to 798 and encodes 230 amino acids.